Zeugodacus cucurbitae (melon fly) is the source of this 3923-nucleotide messenger RNA. RefSeq lists its product as uncharacterized. The transcript is spliced from 5 exons. Gene Ontology annotation, biological process: iron ion transport. The coding region runs from base 348 to 3677 and encodes 1109 amino acids. Gene Ontology annotation, cellular component: plasma membrane. Gene Ontology annotation, molecular function: copper ion binding; oxidoreductase activity. Lineage: Eukaryota; Metazoa; Arthropoda; Insecta; Diptera; Tephritidae. The record is from RefSeq and is a predicted model, not a curated record.
AAUUUUCAAAAAUUUGAAAAAACGUUUCGAAAAUUUUUUGAAAACUUUAAAAACAUUAAAAAUAAAACUGUUAAUAUUUUGUUAAAAAACUUGGAAAAAAAUUUCACAAAUUCAAUAAUUGACUUCACGUGCGAGCAGCACUUGACGCGUCCUCCACAAAAAAAAUCAACUCAACAAAACUAAAAAAAAAGCUAUUAAAAAGCAAGCUGUCGCUAAUUGCAUAUUUUACAAAUUCUUGCUAAUUAAAUUAUUCAACGAAAAAAGCACACUCCCGCACACGAACACGCGCACAGAAGCUCAAACACACACACGCUUGAAGCGCAUCGCUCAAAAUCGGAGAUGCAAAAAUGUGUGCCAGUGUCAUAAAUCAAAUUAACACCGACUGCGUUAGCAGUAGCCGCCACAACAAUCACAACAACAAAAGCCAAACAAUCAUCAACACAAGCAACUGUGACGUCAUGUGUAGUAAUAACAACAACACAGACAAUUGCCGUCGACGCUGUGAGUUCACUGCCACAAAACGCGUCGCUGCACGCCAAUCCACAAUGACGUUGACGUCGUCAACGCUGCCACUACUGUUGCUAAUCAGCACCGCAUUGUUGUUGUUGUUGUGCCCGCUGAAACCGGCUAAUGCAGCUGCCACGGCGAGCGCUGUGGCCAGCAAUAAAAGUGCACGCGAAAUAAUCGGCAACGGCGGUAUUGAAGAAAAAUCACCGAAUCCAAAAGCGGCUGCAACAACUACAACUACAACAACAGCACAAACAGCGCCCUCAGUCUGCUCUGUACUCAUCGACGACAAACCGGAGACGCGUGAAAUUGGCGCCGUUUGGGUUUCCGCGCAUGACGCUUGCGAUAUACACGCCUGCGAACAGGAUGAGAACGGUGCGCCGCGUGAGACCGUGACGAAAGUGGAUUGUGGACAAUUCUAUUGUGAUGUGGAUUCAGAAUUACGCCCACAACCGGGCAGCUGUUGCGGUGAAUGCGUGCGCACCAAGUGUCGCUUCAACGACACGGUCUACGAUUUGGGUCAAACGUGGCACAGUCCGGAUGGUUGUACCAUGUACGAAUGCGCACCUCUACCCGACCGCAACGUCGUCACACCAAUGGUUAAUGUUUUCGAGAAGACUUGUGCGCCACUGCCGCACGAUUGUGCACGUGAGCAGGUGUACGUGAAGGACUGCUGUCCGCUGUGUCGUGGCAAAGAAGCCGCUCUACCACGUGCGCCAGAAAUGCGUGAGCAGAACGGUGAUAUUUGGACGGAAGAGUUCUAUCGCAAUCAUCCAUGUGCACGUGAAUGUCAGCCGAAUGCCGCACCGAUGACAUGUCGUUACACUUUUGUUGUGGAAUGGUAUGAGACUAUGUCGAAGGCUUGCUAUGCUUGUCCACAAAAUGGCACAGACUGUGAGCGACCGCACUGUGUGCUAGGUGAUGGCAUCGAACGCAGCGUAAUGGUGGUGAAUCGCAUGAUGCCGGGUCCAGCGAUUGAGGUGUGCGAAGGUGAUAUGAUUGUGGCUGAUGUCCAUAAUCAUUUAUUGGGUGACAGCACCACCAUACACUGGCAUGGCAUGCAUCAGCGCGACUUUCCCUAUAUGGAUGGUGUACCACACAUCUCACAGUGUCCCAUCUCACCGCAUUCCACAUUCCGUUAUCGUUUCCGCGCCGACAAUGCCGGCACGCACUUCUGGCAUUCGCAUACGGGCAUGCAACGUGGUGAUGGCGUAUUUGGCGCAUUGAUUGUACGGCGUCCGCGCGCCACGGAGGCGCAUGCGCAUCUCUAUGACUUCGAUUUGUCGGAACACAAGAUGAUCUUGCAGGAUUGGGUGCAUACGCCCGGUGUGAGCAUAUUCGCAUCGCAUCAUCAUUCGCGUGGUGACAAUAAACCGGUGAAUUUGUUGGUGAAUGGACGCGGUCGCUUCUACUAUGCCAUCUGGGAUCAGGCUAAGAAGGAAGCGCGCGCGGGAACGGCUGACAAGACAAAGACUCCGAGUGCUAGCAGCGUAACAGCAAAACCCGAACCGACUACAACAACCUCAACAACAAGCACGACGCCAGUCACUUUUGUGCUCAACCAGUCGGAGCUCACGGAUCAAUACGAUUUGACACCAUCUCAAAUUGAGCUUCUACAACCACACAAUGAUACCAGCCGCAACAACAUGCGCUUCAGAGCAACUAAUGAAAUCUCACGUUUAACGCGUGUCGCCGAACAAUCACCACUACAGUCGGACGACAACAGCUCCGAACCACAAGUGGAGUUUGAUCUCACAGCGCAGCCUAGCAACGUGCAACGCACGAAACGCGCUGUGGACGAGAUUCAAUUACAUCAAAUGCCACUACAAACCUUCCACGUGCGUCGCGGUUUCCGUUAUCGUUUCCGCAUUAUCAACGCCGAGUUUCUUAACUGCCCAAUAGCCUUGUCCAUUGACAACCACACACUCUUAGCUAUACACUCGGACGGUUAUGAUUUCGAGCCACUCGAGGUGGGCUCCAUAGUAACGUACGCCGGCGAACGCUUCGACUUCGUGCUGAAUGCGAAUCAACCCAUCGGCAAUUAUUGGAUACGUUUCAAGGGUUUGAUGGAUUGCAGCGAUAAAUUCACAUCCGCUUUUCAAGUUGGCAUACUCCGUUACGAGGGCGCCGGUGAGACGGAGCCAAGCGGUGUGCUGGGUUGGCAACACAAAGCCGAAGGUAUCGAGUUGAAUGCUAUGAAUCGUGGCUCGGGACAUGCGGAUUCCUUGACAGCAGCCGAAAUGACCGCACUACCGAUUUACGACACAAUAUCCGGUAUAGAUCGUGAUGCGCUCAAGCCCGUGGCGGAUUAUAAAUUCUUCGUCUACUAUGACUUUUAUGCCAAGGAUAAUCCCGUCUUCCAUCCUGGUGAUUACUAUGGCUUCAACGACAGCAUGGGUACGACCAACAAGUUAUACACACCACAACUGAAUCACAUCUCCUUGAAGUUCCCACCGAUGGCUUUGAUGGCCGAACGCAAUAAUGUCGAUGAUUCGCUCUUCUGUAAUGACACAAGCUUGGCACAACAGGGUAUCGAUUGUAGAAAAGAGUUCUGUCAUUGUCAUCAUGUGCUGCAAGUGCCGCUGAACUCCGUAGUCGAGUUGAUUGUGGUCGAUGAGGGUUUCACAUUCGAUGCAAAUCAUCCAUUCCAUUUGCAUGGCAAUGCUUUUCGUGUGGUGGGCCUCGAGCGUUUGGGCUCCAAUGUUACCAUAGAAAUGGUGAAACAACUCGAUCGCUACAAUUUACUCAAACGCAAUCUCGAUCGACCACCAGUCAAGGACACCGUAACCGUACCGGACGGCGGUUACACCAUCUUACGUUUCGAGGCUUCCAAUCCCGGCUAUUGGCUCUUCCAUUGUCACAUUGAAUUCCAUGCGGAAAUUGGCAUGGCGCUGAUUAUCAAAGUUGGCGACAACGAUCAAAUGCAAUCGGCGCCCAAGAAUUUCCCUACUUGUCACGAUUAUAUGCCGAAGGAUGGCGAUGAUGAUGUAGCUGAGAACAGCGGUGAUCAUAAUAAUAAUGGCAAUGCAGCACCAAGCGUGCCCAACACUACGCCUGGCAGUGGUGGUGCUGUCGCGCUGAGUACACGUGGUUACAGCUUGCUCUCUGCGCUCUUGGUUUUAUGCGCUCUUCACUGGAGUCGCUUCGCCGCCGCCGUGUGUAACCACUAAGCUUGAAGACAAUAAUUUAGUUUGUUAUUAAUAUAUUUGCCUGAUCAAAGCUGAUCGAGCUUUUAGUUUUUAAGUACAAAGGCUUUCAAGAAUAACUGUGAUUAAUUAGGGUAGUCAAUUUUCGUUAGUGAUUUCGAUAAAAGCCACGAAAUGCUGUUUAUAUAGAUACACAUAAAUAUAUUUAAUAUAUACAUAUAUUUAAAAAGUUGGAUAGUUUUCAUGACAACGAUGGUAACUAUUUUUAUA